GCAUUCGCCUAUCACUCAACGAAGCUGAAUGGGGGAUACGGUGGAUGUUGAUUAUCUCUACCAUACAAAGGGGCCAUCGGUCUGUCGAGUCAGUGCAGCGGCCCCUGUAGUGCAAUACCCGCAUGCGCAGUGCCAUCAGGCUGGUCGGGUAUCCUAUAGAUCUUAAGCGAUGUGGUUCAGCAGCCAGCACGGACCUCAUACAUGAUUUCUUUGGGAUAGAUUUCAGCUUGCCUUUGCAUUUUUGCCAAAUUUGGGGUGGAUGUCUAAUUGUCCUUAUAGCAGUGUUGGGGAUCAGCGGCUAUAACGGCAGAAUACGGUAAUUUAAAGGCGUUGUCCAUCACAUUGCACCGGAUGUCAGUACACGCAACUAAAUCUCGAGAAGCAUAAACAGGACCAAAUCCAGACGCCAGGCAUGGAAGCUGUCACCCACUUUAUGAAUGACACGGUAGAGUUCUACAGAUGGAGCCUUACUAUAGCAGACAAGCGAGUGGAGAAAUGGCCGAUGAUGUCAUCGCCCGCCCCCACCCUGGUCAUCAGCUGCCUGUACUUGCUCUUCCUGUGGGCGGGGCCUAAGUACAUGCAGAAUCGCGAGCCUUUCCAGCUAAGGAAGACCCUCAUAGUGUACAACUUCAGUAUGGUGAUACUCAACUUUUACAUCGCCAAAGAGCUCCUCCUGGGUGCAAGAGCAGCGGGGUACAGCUACCUAUGUCAACCUGUCAGCUACUCCAAUGACGUCAACGAAGUCAGGAUAGCGUCUGCUCUGUGGUGGUACUACAUCUCUAAGGGAGUGGAGUAUCUGGACACGGUGUUCUUCAUCCUGAGGAGGAAGUUUAACCAGGUCAGCUUCCUCCAUGUCUACCAUCACUGCACCAUGUUCAUCCUCUGGUGGAUCGGAAUCAAGUGGGUCCCUGGAGGACAGUCGUUCUUCGGAGCAGGCAUAAACUCAUCCAUCCAUGUCCUGAUGUAUGGGUACUAUGGCCUGGCCGCUUUCGGACCCAAGAUCCAGAAAUUCCUCUGGUGGAAGAAAUACCUGACCAUCAUUCAGAUGAUCCAGUUCCAUGUGACCAUCGGCCAUGCAGGCUACUCCCUCUACACUGGCUGCCCUUUCCCCGCUUGGAUGCAGUGGGCCCUUAUUGGCUACGCCGUCACCUUCAUCAUCCUUUUCGGCAACUUCUACUACCAGACCUACCGGCGCACCCCACACUCCGCCCCCAAGGCGGCCAAAUCCGUCACCAACGGCAUUUCCACAGCAACCAACGGCUACAACAAGUUAGAGGAGGUAGAGGACAACGGGAAGAAGCAGCAGAAAAAGGGACGAGUGAAGAGGGAGUGAGGAGGACGAGGAGAGGACGGAGGGAGCUUCUGUCAGACCAAUAGGAGGACCGUGGGGUGAAAGGGCAUGGGAGGUAGGGGGGGUCAGGGGUGAAAGUUCAAAAGGCAGAUGGGAUUCCACCACACCCCUGCCCGUGCAGGAUGUUUUGAGGAUGUGAAUUGUGACCAACUUGCUGGUGAAGGUGUGUGUGUGUGUGUGUGUGUGUGUGUGUGUGUGUGUGUGUGUGUGUGUGUGUGUGUGUGUGUGUGUGUGUGUGUGUGUGUGUGUGUGUGUGUGUGUGUGUGUGUGUGUGUGUGUGUGUCGGGGGAUUGGUGAGGUUUGGGUAUGGGGGAAUAGGGGUGGGAGGAGGGUGUUGGUUGUCUAUAUAGUAGUUAUUUUUUUAUAAUAUAAGAAAGUCGCUGCUCUUCAUGUAGAGUCUGUGCUCUGUCUCUUUACUUUGGGGUCCUGGUCAAAGAUAAGACCGUAAAAAGACCACAACACAACCACAGGGACUCUGACCACAGGGACUGUUUCCAACCAAAACUCCACCCAUUUUGUACUUUUAUUCAUUUAACUAAAUGCUGAUGUAUUUUGUAGCAUUGUAAAUUAGAUUCUAUGAAAUUUGUACCAAAGAGGGUUUAUUUUGCAUUGGGCGAUGAGUAAGAAAAAUACUGGUGGAGCAUUGUUUAGGAUUAAACAUGGUUUUAGGGAACAGGAGCUGUUCGCAAUUCUAUUUUUGUUCCUCUCUAUGUGUCGCAGACACAAUUGUGUCAGUACUUAAGUACCGGUCUACCUGGAAGACAGACUAACUGCAAGCCCCCUCUGCCAUACACACCUGCCCUAACGUACAUAAUAUAAACAAACAAACACAUUCAUGGAAUGUGUGUAUGUGAGAGAGAUUGAGGGAAUGAUGUGCACAUUGAAUGCAUCGUAGUGAAUCUAUAGGGGGUUUGGGUGGGUAGUCAUAUGUGCAAGUUGUUAGUAUAUCAUUAUGGAGUUUGGGUGGGUAACAUACUGUACAUGCAAAUAGGCUGACAAACACCUUUACUGCUAACUGAGGGUUUAUCUAUUUGUUUGGUUAUUAAAUUGGUCCUGUGCUUUGAUAUGGUUAUUUUUGUUGUUGUGGUGGAUCUCACGGAUAUCCUGCGUUAUUUUUCUCAUUUUGUGCUGUGCAAUGUAGCCACGGUGCAACUGAGAAACAUGUCUAACUCAAGACAACCAAAAAGGACUGAGGGGGAAAGGGAUAUUUAAUCUCAAAGGGCUUUUAAAAAAAGACUAUAUUCAUUAUUUAAUUUAAAUAAAACACAUACAGCUACUGGCUGCAGGUACAAUGGAAAUAAAGAGGAUGCCAACAA
Molecule: messenger RNA, 2667 nt
Organism: Oncorhynchus kisutch (coho salmon)
Lineage: Eukaryota; Metazoa; Chordata; Actinopteri; Salmoniformes; Salmonidae
Product: elongation of very long chain fatty acids protein 4
Exons: 7
Coding region: 413-1333 (306 amino acids)
Biological process (GO): fatty acid elongation, polyunsaturated fatty acid; sphingolipid biosynthetic process; fatty acid elongation, saturated fatty acid
Cellular component (GO): endoplasmic reticulum; endoplasmic reticulum membrane
Molecular function (GO): fatty acid elongase activity
Source: RefSeq, a predicted model, not a curated record